Messenger RNA from Penaeus monodon (black tiger shrimp), 916 nucleotides. RefSeq names its product serpin B3-like. Gene Ontology annotation, molecular function: serine-type endopeptidase inhibitor activity. The record is from RefSeq and is a predicted model, not a curated record. The coding region runs from base 160 to 756 and encodes 198 amino acids. The transcript is spliced from 4 exons. Lineage: Eukaryota; Metazoa; Arthropoda; Malacostraca; Decapoda; Penaeidae.
UGAUCAUUCAACAACUGCACGUUCGUCCUUCCACUCGCAGUGUUAACCUGGCAGGCGGUGGAGGAAGUUAUAUUGACAUUUUGUUUAUGACCGAGUGUUACCAAGUUACCGAGGAAAUUGACUGAAAGAUGGUCUUGCGUAGUUGGCGUUGCCCCCACAAUGGAAAACACUUUCGCUCCAUUUCCUAACCAGCGCGACGUCCUGAAGCUAAGUCUCAGUCAGAGAAAUUUCGCAAGAGACAUGUAUUUGAAACUGGCCCGCAGUUCCCCAGGCAAUAUAUUCUUCUCGCCCUUCACCAUCAUGACAGCGCUCGGCAUGGUUUACUCGGGAGCCCAAAGGAACACCGAGCAGGAAAUGAAGACAGUCAUGAACUUGUCUCAGGACAGAAUUAGUCUUCAUAGAGCGUUCAAGGACGUCAUAACAGACUUCCAAAAAAAAGGCGGACCAUUCGAACUAUGCACGUCGAACAUAGCUUACGUCCCCGAUAGCGUACAAUUGCUGCCGAACUACAAAGCCAUCCUGUCCAACACGUAUCAGAGUUACGCCAAAUCUGGUAACUUUCAUAAACCCGAGUUACUCAGAGAGGAAAUUAAUGACACGGUGAAAUCUCAGACAAACUCGCGUAUUUUGGAACUCAUGCCCGAAGGUGACAUUCUGAAAGUGUUGAUUAGUUUUCCUGUUCCUUGUGAGAGAUGUGUUUGUUUUUGGGUGUAUGGGAUAUGUAUGUUAUUUCAGACAAAUAGGUUUGUGGGCUGAUUAACAGGUGAAGAUACUGUUGCAUAUGGGUUAAUAUACUGCAAGUUUUCGAUAUUUGUUCUGAUGAAAUACAAACGAAAAUAAUAAUAGAUUAAGAAACAUGCGAACCAAGGAGCAGCCACGUAAUUAGCAAUAUAAUAUUCUCUUUCGAACAGGAGUG